Cuscuta campestris is the source of this 1756-nucleotide messenger RNA. The record is from the annotation of a GenBank genome assembly. Lineage: Eukaryota; Viridiplantae; Streptophyta; Magnoliopsida; Solanales; Convolvulaceae.
CUCAAACAGGCUCGUAAUGGAAGGGGAAUUGGAGGAUUUUAGUGGUAGUAAUUGUCAUUUUUUCUUCGGAAGGACCAUACGGCCCAUAGUGACAUUGGUCAAACCAAGCCGUUUUUUAAUCCAUUUCACCCCAAAUUGCAACUCUUCCUUCCUCAUCCACUGAGAACCGAUACUCUCCCGCAUCUUCGCCAUGAGUUUUCCGGCGGUAUGCCGCGGUGAUGCCGUUCCUGUAUUGCGGCGCAGCUCUUGCUUUCAUUUCUCCUUCCAGCCUAUGCUUCUGCCUUGUUCCGCAGUUUCUCGGCGGAAGCCCAUUGAUUUUCCGACUAGACGCUCGAUUAGGAUUAGGUUCAAUGUGAAGCGAGGUGAUUUUUUCAGAUGUAGUGCGACAGAGACCGGCCCUGAUAAAAAUGAAAACGAGGAAAAGAAGCUGCAUGAAGAAGAAGCCAGCUUGGGCUCAACCGAUUCACUUUCAUCAAAUGAUUCUCAGCCAAGCUCUUCUUCUGAUCAAGAUGAUAUUGAAAAUCCAGUUGCAAGCGGAUCUCCUCUGCCAGGUCUGAAGCCACAGAAUCUUGAUGAAGCUAUAAAGAUUCCAAAGGAAACUAUUGAUAUUUUGAGGGAACAAGUAUUUGGGUUUGACACUUUUUUCGUGACAAGUCAGGAACCAUAUGAGGGUGGUGUUUUAUUUAAAGGGAAUAUACGAGGGCAGGCCGCAAGAAGUUAUGAAAAAAUAUCAACAAGAUUGCAGGACAGAUUUGGAGAUAUGUAUAAACUAUUUCUUUUGAUAAAUCCAGCGGAUGAUAAGCCUAUAGCAGUUGUGAUUCCAAAAAUAACCUUGCAACCUGAUAGAACUGCUGUCCCGGAAUGGGUUGCUGCGGGUGCUUUUGGACUUGUUACAUUAUUCACCCUGCUUCUUCGUAAUGUGCCUGCAUUGCAAGCAAACUUGUUGUCGGUUUUUGACAACUAUGACUUGUUGGUGAAUGGCCUUCCCGGAGCACUAGUAACUGCACUUAUUCUUGGUGUUCAUGAAAUUGGCCACAUCUUUGUCGCACAAAAAGCUGGAGUUAAGCUGGGAAUACCUUAUUUUGUUCCUAGCUGGCAGAUAGGCUCAUUUGGCGCUAUAACAAGGAUAUUGAAUAUAGUACCGAAACGUGAAGAACUGUUGAAGGUUGCAGUUGCUGGGCCUUUGGCUGGAUUCUCAUUAGGCUUUAUUCUUUUUCUUUUGGGCUUCAUCAUACCACCUGCUGAUGGGAUAGGUGUUGUAGUGGAUCCCUCCGUGUUUCAUCAAUCAUUUCUAGCUGGUGGCGUAGCUAAGCUGCUUCUUGGAGAAGCAUUGAAGGAAGGCGUUCCCAUUACCUUAAAUCCACUUGUACUAUGGUCUUGGGCUGGACUUCUCAUCAAUGCCAUUAACUGUAUCCCAGCAGGAGACCUCGAUGGCGGAAGAAUCUCUUUCUCCAUAUGGGGUAGAAAGGCAUCAGCACGCCUCAGCGCUGUCUCCAUUGGGCUUCUUGGGAUAUCAUCAUUAUUCAGCGACGUAGCGUUUUACUGGGCCAUCCUAAUAUUCUUAUUACAGAGAGGCCCAGUUGCCCCGCUGUCCGAAGAAAUCUCAGAGCCCGACAACAAAUACAUUGCUCUCGGGAUCGCUGUCUUGCUAGUAGGUCUUCUAGUGUGCUUACCAUACCCCUUCCUUUUCAAUUCUGAUGUUGCUUUAAUGAGCUCUUCGGAUAUUCUGUAAUCUUAAUAAUAGUAAUAAGUAAUA